AUGACACCAAAGACAAGAAAAAACCUGGAACAUCAAGCGAUUCCUAAAAUCACGACCCAGUUUCACUCCCUUCUCGAUGUCGGAUGGUACGGAAGCGCCUACCAGCUCGCAAAGAUUUGGCUGACAAUUUUCACAGCACUUAUGGGAGUUUUGAUUGCAAUUGGACAACUGGGCAUUGCUUUCGGACCCCUCAUAGGCGGUGCCUUCACUCAGUGUUUCUAUGUCAAUCUGCCAAUUGGUGCUGUUGUCGGCGCACUGCUUGUGUUCAUCUACAUCCCUGAAAGGGGUACAAAGCCAGCCUUGCGUACCGUGCUUAGCACAGCCAUCGAAUCUCUCGACCUCGUCGGUUUCACGAUAUUCGCCCCUGCCUCGAUUAUGUUCUUGCUGGCUCUUCAAUACGGCGGUAAUGAAUACGCAUGGAACAGUGCUACGGUGAUCGGGCUCUUAUGUGGCGCUGCCGCCACCUUCGUCAUUUUCUUGUCCUGGGAAUACCGUAAAGGAGAUGAUGCCAUGAUUCCGUUCUCAAUGAUCUCUCAAAAGAUCCUGUGGUCUGCUUCUGUAACGAUGUUCUUCUUCUUGGGUGCCCUGUUCUGUUCGAAUUACUACCUUCCUAUAUAUUUUCAGGCCGUCAAAAAUGCCAGCCCAACAAUGAGCGGUGUGGACAUUCUACCCACGAUUUUGUCUCAAGUACUGCUAGCUAUGGUCUCAGGAGUGAUGGUUCAAACACUGGGUUAUUAUCUUCCUUGGGUUCUAGCGGGCAGCGCUCUGACAACAAUUGCAUAUGGUCUCCUAUCACUUCUAACACCAUCAACACCAACUGCGAAGUGGGUGGGAUAUCAGAUCCUGUUCGGUCUUGGAUGUGGAAGUGGAGUAACCAUCUCUUUCAUAGCCGUGCAGAACCUGGUUGCCCCUGAGAAAAUUCCCAUUGCUAUGGGAGUUCUCGUCUUCUGUCAGAACUUUGGCGGCGCCCUCUGGCUCGAAGUCGCCCAGACAGUCUUCACCAAUAGCCUGACCAGCUCUAUUAAGAAACAUGCAGCGGGAGUGAAUCCCGAUGCGGUGGUGCAAGCCGGCGCGAGGGGCAUCAGGAGCGUCGUCACAAGUGACCAGCUUCCUGCUGUUCUGAAGGCCUAUACUGACGGCGUCGUUAAUGUUAUGUACCUGGGCAUUGGGCUAUCUGCUGGUGCCUUUUGCUUUGCAUGGGGUUUGGGCUGGAAGGAUAUUAGGAAGGCCAAGGCUGCAAAGCCAUCAGAGUGA
This is a messenger RNA of Phaeoacremonium minimum UCRPA7, 1254 nucleotides long. RefSeq lists its product as hypothetical. NCBI's taxonomy places the organism in Eukaryota, Fungi, Ascomycota, Sordariomycetes, Togniniales, Togniniaceae. The transcript is spliced from 7 exons. Bases 1 to 1254 code for a protein of 417 amino acids. Gene Ontology annotation, biological process: transmembrane transport. The record is from RefSeq and is a predicted model, not a curated record. Gene Ontology annotation, molecular function: transmembrane transporter activity.